Messenger RNA from Symbiodinium sp. CCMP2592, 834 nucleotides. NCBI's taxonomy places the organism in Eukaryota, Dinophyceae, Suessiales, Symbiodiniaceae. The record is from the annotation of a GenBank genome assembly.
AUGCAUCACUCUCGCCUCUCGCCGCACGGCUGGGCGACACUUUAUCUCUUCUUCGGCUCUUGCGCCGCCCUGGGGGCCGAGGACUGCCCCACCACGGGCAGGUCCUUGAUACAGAGUAAGGUCGCUGCACGAUGGACCCGGGACUGUGCAGAGUUGGUACGAGAUGACUGCAGCUUUCAGACGGAAGAAGGGAACAAAUUCCUCUGCCAAAUUGAGCACGGCUCCCGGCUGAUGUAUACGACUUGGAUACGACCCGGGUCUUCGGUGCUGGAAGUUGGAGCGCGGUAUGGUCAAACGACCUGCUUGCUUUCAAAGCUCCUCGAGCCAGACUCCACCGGCGCCAGGUUGCACGCGUCUGAUGCUGACCCUCAAGUCUGGGAUGUACUGGAAGGGAACCUGAACCACCAUGGCUGCCAUGCAACGGUUGUUCGCGGCCCGAUUGGGACGAGCAGCCUCAAGUUCAUGCUCCACAACUACGGCAGUCGCACCAUAAGCCUUGAUGACCCUCGACCGGGCGUGGUGGUUCCCGCGCACAGUUUGGGGUCGCUGAAUGCCACGUUUGACACUCUGGCCAUUGACUGUGAGGGCUGCUUUGGCAGCUUCCUCGAGGAGAAUCCUGAGCUGCUCGAGAUGCUGUCCAUGAUCGUCGUGGAAGUUCACGGGGAUCCUGGCCCUGAGCAAGAAGCGGUGGACAAGCUGAUCUCCCGGGGCUGGGAACUGAAACAGCGGCUCCGGCGGCAGCGCGUGCUCUGCAAAGGGCCAUGUGAGAGCCAGUGUGACCUGGUUUGGGUGGCACAGCAUGCGCACCAGUACUGGGGAGAAAAUCUCUGGUAA